Molecule: messenger RNA, 751 nt
Organism: Eimeria tenella
Lineage: Eukaryota; Apicomplexa; Conoidasida; Eucoccidiorida; Eimeriidae
Exons: 2
Source: RefSeq, a predicted model, not a curated record
AUGCGGAUGCACAUAAAGCCUGAGCCAGUGCCGAAUUCGCGGCUCUUGAAGGGCCCAAUGGGCUGCCCUGCAGCAGCAGCAGCAGCAGCAGGUGAGGGGCAGAAGUGGGCAGAGAGCAGGGCGCAAAGAGACACAGGCAGCAGCAGAGACAGAUACAGACACAGCAGCAGCAAAAGAGAUAGCGGCAGCAUUGCUGGCAGCACCAGCGACAUCAGCAGCAGCCAUAUCACUAUCAGCAGCAGCAGCAGCAGCAGCAGCACAACCGCCACCACCAUCACAAUCAUCACCAUAAUACCCACCAUCAUUAUAAUCACCACAAUCACCACAAUCACCAUAACUACCAUCACCGUAACCAGCAUCAUCACCCGCAGCAGCAGCAGCAGCAACGGGAGCCACAGCAGCAGCAGCAGCAGCAGAUCCACCACCACCAUCCCCACAACAACCCACCCUGCUCAUCACCAUAAUCCCCACCACCACCAUACCCACCAAAAUCAUUAUAACAACCAUCCCCAUCACCAACAUCAGCAGCAGCAGCAGCAGCAGCGGGAGCCGCAGCAGCAGCAGCAGCAGCAGCAGCAGCAGACCGUGGUUCCAGUAUCCGACGAUGGACUCGCCGUGGUAGGCGUCGGACUGCCAGCGGCCAAAGCCGUGGGGGAGGCCCUCGGGGUCUACUUGGCCCACAUAGAAGGCCACAGUGAAGGGCCCCAAGCUGCUGCUGCUGCUGCUGCUGCGGCGGCGCCGCAGCCGCAGC